Trichogramma pretiosum is the source of this 4552-nucleotide messenger RNA. RefSeq names its product LIM domain kinase 1 (gene LIMK1). Gene Ontology annotation, cellular component: cytoplasm; nucleus. Gene Ontology annotation, biological process: actin cytoskeleton organization; protein phosphorylation. The coding region runs from base 839 to 4129 and encodes 1096 amino acids. NCBI's taxonomy places the organism in Eukaryota, Metazoa, Arthropoda, Insecta, Hymenoptera, Trichogrammatidae. The record is from RefSeq and is a predicted model, not a curated record. Gene Ontology annotation, molecular function: protein binding; protein serine/threonine kinase activity; ATP binding. The transcript has 11 exons.
UACAAACAAGUGCGAAAAAGUAUCGAGUUUGUUUGCGCUCCGUGCGAUAUGCGCUGUGUUUAUACGUGCACGUAGUAGUUGCUUUUAUAUGCGUGAAAAUGCAGCAUUAUAUGCGCGCAUACGUUUGCAUCGCCGUGGCACAUAGCCCAGUGUUCGUCUACCUCUCUUUUCCGAAUCUCGUGUACUGAAUGUAAGUGCAGUGUGUACGCGUAUGUGUCUGUAUCUGCGUGUGUACGUAGACGUGUAUACAGAAAUAUAAUAAGUGUGCAUUAUACACGUACAGAUACGUAUACCGCACUGCUAAACAUUACGACAUUGUCAGUGUGUGUGGCGUCGUCGCGACGAAAAAGCAAUUGCACCCGUAUCAUCAUAACAACAAUCGAGAAAAUGCCAUUAAGGAUGCUUGUACGGCUGCUGCUGGCUUCUGCACGAUACCCGAGCGCUAAUUAUUAUUACGGAUAAAUGUUUCAUUCAAUUUAUCGUGUCGCAGCGCGCAGCAAUUGAUCGUCAAUGAAGACGCUACGAUAAUACGAGAGCUUACCUCUACACGUACUAUCUGCAUAUACGCAACGUAUACAGGGCUGCAUUGCGAGUCAGUGUCAGUGCGCGCGAGCGGCUAUGCACGCGUUGUUUUGGCCUUCCUCGACGAUUUUUCAUCGCUUUGCAGCAGCAACACGACAAAACGGAGUUUAGGCUCGCAGGACUUUAUCGCUGGCUGCUCGAGGCCGCAAGCGGUCGUCCCGACAAUCAACAUCGGCAGCAGCAACAGCAGCAGCAGCUCGCGAAUGAAAAAACUCGUGGGCAGCGAGAACUCAAAGUCGAUCAUCAAAAACGUACGAUGGAGCAGUCACAGGCUGCUACUUCUUCUGAUAAUGGUGGUGAUGGUGGUGGUGGUGACACAGAAGAAAAAGAUGCAUCAGUAUGUGCAGGGUGUUUCAAUACCAUUGAUGAAGAUGAGUUUAUUCAAGCCCUGGGUCAAGAAUGGCACAUCGAUUGCUUUCGGUGUUCAGCGUGUGACGAUGCUUUAUCUUCUUGGUAUUUUGAAAAAGAUGGAUUAUUAUUUUGCAAGGAAGAUUAUUGGGCAGCUUAUGGAGAAGCUUGCCAAGGCUGUGGCCAUAUCAUCACUGGUCCAGUAAUGUUAGCUGGAGAACAUAAAUUUCAUCCGGAAUGUUUUGCUUGCAACUCCUGUGGUACCUUUAUUGGAGAUGGAGAGAGCUACGCACUUGUAGAAAGAUCAAAGUUAUACUGUGGAGGGUGUUAUCAACUUCAAAUGCAACCUCUAAAUAAAACAUCUAAAUCAAACUAUCCAUUUGUAAGAAAACCACACAGUAUAAGACUGGUAGAAAUCCCUCCAAACACAAAUCUUCAAGAAAAACAGCGAAGAAUCAGACUGACUUUAGAUACUGCGCCAAGUAACCCAAGACCACACAGCGGUGGUGGUGCUUUAUUCAGAAUUUCAGAGUUAUUGAGAAAUGUUCGUGGAAAGAUCUGUAAGCUGUUGGCCUCCAUGAUGGAGGUUCUAUUUAGAUUAUGCUGCCACUUCUCUAAUUAUAGGCUUAAUAUGUCCAACGAUCUCAUGUCCUUGCACAUUGGAGAUAGAAUACUAGAAGUCAAUGGUACACCUGUUAAAGAUCAACCUAUAGAAAGUAUCGAAGAUCUUAUUAGAAAUUCCGAUACAGUUUUACAAUUAACCAUUGAACACGAUCCGGAUGCAGUAUCAUGUCGUCCGGCAGCAUUUUCAACGGCGCACUCUUCUACGAUUUCGCGAACUUCAACUCCCAAAACCAGUCCCGAUAGCAACAAGGAGCGUAUAUUUAAGCGUCGUGACGAGGGUUACAUCAGCAGCACCAGAAGUCGACCAUUACGCAGAACCAAGGAACCAAAACAAAAAGAACGAAGUAGCUCCAUGUCUAGAUUACUUGAUGGAGUGUCGCCAACGAGUUCAGCUUGCGAUUUAAGUCGAACGAGAUCAUUCAGGGUUGAACCAAAAAAUCAACGAAUAUUUAGGGCCAGUGACCUCGUAAAGGGUGAAUUAUUGGGCAAGGGAUUCUUUGGACAAGUUUUCAAGGUUACGCAUCGUGACACCAACGAAAUAAUGGUGCUCAAAGAGUUAUACAGGGUUGAUGAAGAAGCACAGAAAAAUUUUCUAAAAGAGGUCGCGGUGCUACGUUCGCUUCAUCAUAAUAACGUGCUCCGCUUUAUCGGGGUUUUAUAUAAAGAUAAAAAGCUACAUCUUGUCACGGAAUACAUCCCAGGCGGCACACUACGAGCUUUGUUACACGACACGAGCGAGUUGCUUUCGUGGGAUCAACGCACUUCCUUCGCCAAGGAUAUCGCCGCGGGAAUGGCAUAUCUACAUUCCAUGAACAUCAUUCAUCGAGAUUUGAACUCGCACAACUGCUUGGUGCGCGAAGAUAAGACUGUAGUCGUUGCUGACUUUGGAUUGGCUAGGAUCAUUCAAAAUGGCACUGCACCCGAACGAACUAGUCCAGCUGGUAAAUAUACCAGACGAUCAGAUGGUGAAUUGCGAAAUUCACGCAAAGAGCGAAAAAAGCGUUACACAGUUGUCGGUAAUCCGUACUGGAUGGCACCAGAAAUGAUGAAAGGUAAUAAGUACGAUGAAAAAGUAGACAUUUUCAGUUUCGGUAUAGUCAUGUGCGAGAUCAUCGGUCGCGUGCAGGCGGAUCCAGAUUAUUUACCUCGCUCGUCGGAUUUCGGCCUAAACAAGAGAGCUUUCAAGGAAAAAUUCUGCGAUAGCUGUCCUGAAUGUUUUUACACAGUCGCAUUUUUAUGUUGUGACUUAAAUCCAGACAAAAGACCACCAUUCGAAGUUAUGGGUCGAUGGCUGGAAGCUUUGGCUAGGCAUUUGUCUACGAAUACACCCAUGCCAGAUGGAUUAGAUUCAGAAAUAAAAAACUAUGCAGGCUCCAGUCCGAGUAACAGUGAAACGACUACACCCGAAGUGUUAAGCCCUCAAUUGAGGACCAUAACAGAAGGCCAGGUUCAUCAAGAAAAAAGAAGUAAAGGUUGCGAUGAUAGUACUUUGGAAUCUGAUUUUUACUUGAAAAGUUGUGAAGGCAAAGAAAAUGUAAAAGUGUCAGAAAAAAAUAUUCGACCAAUAGAUUCGGCAACAGGGCAGAACAUCAAUAAACCAUCCAAAAUUUACUCGAGACAAAGCAGCAAGACCAGUUGCAGUGACGAUUUAUCUGCUAUAGAAUCUAGACGCAGUGCCAAUUCUUCUCUUUGUAGCAAUUUAAAGUCCACUGGAAAUUUCACACAAGAAAAUUAUCCACCUAUUGAAAAAGUCAAAUACGUUGGCCAAGUUGAGGUAACACCUGUAGUUCCUACAUCCACUUCGAUCCUCAGUAGCAACGAACACAAGCGUUCCUCCUAUAGAGUACAUCGUGAAAGUGCCAAAAAAUCAUUGGAUGAUUCUACCAGCAGUGAAGUUUCUCAUUCGCGAGGAGAAAAUUUAAAUGCAAAAUUUAAAUCAUUAAAUUCUACGGGUAAUCUCGUUGGAAUAUACCUUCGUCAAAUCAGUAAGUCAAUAGUAACCACUUCUGACAAGGAGAACGCUUCGUCCAGUUCAUACAGCUCUGAAGUCGACGUUAAGAACAAGACGACCACUACUUCAUUAAGGCGGACAAAAAUAUCACCGACUCAAGAAUCACCAUUAAAAAGUGCUUUCACAAUUGAACCUAUGGAAAAUGAAACGACCGAGGAAUCGCCAAAACGAAAACAGAAGUUGAAAACGACAUCGCAACAGAGAAGAAGCAGUCGACGGAAAAAUCGAAGGAGAGGCAAAUCAGAUCUCGGUUACGUUGAAAGUUUCUCAUUUGACGAAUCAAAUUCCGAAACAGCCGAAAAAUCGAAAGAUGAAAUGAAAGAAGACGAAAAUGCCAAGCUGAUCGAAAAUGAUUUGAGUGAUUUCGUUCUUUAUGGGUACAAAAAAGCUGAACGUCAGGACAGCUUCGGUUCGGACAGUGCACUGGGUACGAUGAAAAGUGAUUUUUUCGCCGAUGUCGAUCUUGCCAAGAUUCGAGACGGCUCGGCAGCAAUACUUCAAGAACUUUGUCGAACCCCAGAACAAUGUCCACCAGCGUCGCCAUUUGAAAGCACGGCUCUUUGAGAGCAACGCGCACAUGAAAUAUAGCUGAAAGACUAAAGAGAUUGUACACUGCAUUAUUUUGGCUUGAUGUUUUUAAAAAGUUGUUCGACAAAUAAUGUUAUGAAGUCAGCUAAUGUUCAUUGCUUCGUGCUUAAAUUGUAAUUUUUCGAAGAUGAAUGCAAUAAUCCUUCAAGACUGUAUGAUAUUAAGAUUGAAUGUUACAAUUUAAAAUUUAAAAUUAUACUUUAUUUAUGAGAAAUGACUCUGAGCUAAGAAUCUCUAAAAGACUAAGUUCUGAGCAAACUAUUUUUACUGCUAGAACUAUGUAAGGUAGUUAGUUUACGAGAGAUUUUGAUUGAGGUAUUACAUAGUUAUUUUUCAGAUGUACAUUUUUCAAGUAGUUUUUUCAUAGUUUAUUUAAGUACAUCUUAUUUUAGCUUUAAA